AUGUGUCUCUAUACAUAUACAACAGACAUCAAAGAAUGCACAAGGGAUUACACAUACCCCCAAGUUGAGGGAACAAUUGAAGAGUUCAUCUGCAACUUGGACAACCCAAACAUGAUACAGUUCAUCCUCAACCUUCCAUAUACAGGAGCGGGAAUCCCAGGACACUUGUGGUCCAUCCUGACAAUUUCCUCCUCAAUGGACAGAGGUGUCACUUUUGUCCAGCCAGUACUGGGCAAAAAAAUGUGGAUUAUGGCCUUCCCCAAAAACAAGAUUUUGCACACAACAUUCUUGGAACAUUCCUUACAGCUAACAAAUCUUCUUGAAAAAUGCAACAAGGUCAAGGCCAACCAGGAUAUGGAGGUGGUCACUCUUCUGGAGGGGGACUUAUUCUUUUAUGCCAACAGCCUCAUUUUCCAAGGGAGCUCACUGUUUAAACUUUGA
Molecule: messenger RNA, 441 nt
Organism: Suillus subaureus
Lineage: Eukaryota; Fungi; Basidiomycota; Agaricomycetes; Boletales; Suillaceae
Exons: 5
Coding region: 1-441 (146 amino acids)
Source: RefSeq, a predicted model, not a curated record